This is a messenger RNA of Strigops habroptila (Kakapo), 1392 nucleotides long. RefSeq names its product TBC1 domain family member 17-like. The transcript is spliced from 14 exons. Gene Ontology annotation, biological process: activation of GTPase activity. Lineage: Eukaryota; Metazoa; Chordata; Aves; Psittaciformes; Psittacidae. Bases 41 to 1282 code for a protein of 413 amino acids. Gene Ontology annotation, molecular function: GTPase activator activity. The record is from RefSeq and is a predicted model, not a curated record.
GGCUGGGUCAUCGCUGGAAGCGGAAGCGUCAGGCGUGAGGAUGGAGGCAGCGGGCGAGAGAGUGCUGCUGGAGGUCCCGGGGGUCUCGAUCCACCCGAGGCUCCGCCCCUGCCCCCCCCACCGCGACGGGCUCGUGAGGGGGCGGCUGCGCGUGCUCGAGGGGGCUGAUGGGCUCGUGCUGCACUGGGAACCCCUCGAGGGGCCGGGGGAGGCCCCCGAGGACACGGAAGGGGCGGAGCCACCGGACCCCGGGGGGCGGAGCCUGGAUCCUGAACAGCUGCGGGGGCGGAUCUUCCGCGGGGGGCUCAGCCCCGAGGUUCGCCCCCAGGGCUGGCGGCUGCUGCUGGGGGGGGACAACGAGGACCCCCGGGAGCGGAGGGACUCCUAUUUCCGCAUGAAGCUCCAGUGGCGCUCCCUGAGCCCGGGGCAACUGCAGCGGAACCGGCUGCUGCGGCGCUACCGGCAUCGCCUGGAGCGGGACCUUGCCCGGUGCCAUAGGGACGCCUCCAGCCAGCAGAGGGCGCUGUUGCAUGACGUGCUCAUGACGUACUGCAUGUACCACUUCGACCUGGGGUACGUGCGGGGCAUGAGCGAGCUGCUGCCCCCCCUCCUGUGUGUGACCCCCGACGAGGUUGAAGCCUUUUGGGGGUUCAGCAGCAUCAUGGAGCUGGUGGGGAGUAGUUUUGGGCCGACCCAGGAGAGGCUGAAGCAGCAACUGGGAGAAGUGGGGCAGUUACUGGGAGUGCUGGAGCCGCGGCUGGGCGAGCGCAUGGAGGCCGGGGGCACCCUGAGGUGCUGCUCCCGGUGGCUCCAGCUCCGCUUCCAGCCCCUGCUGGGGCUCGAGGGGACCCUCAGGCUGUGGGAGGUGCUGUGGACGGGGCUGCCCGGCCCCAACUUCCUGCUGCUGCUGGUCUGUGCCCUCCUGGAGCUGAGCGUGGACACGGGGCACGGCACCGGGAACACCGGGAACAGCACCGGGAACACCGGGAACAGCACCGGGGACAGCGGGGACAGCGAGGAGGAUGAGGAGGAUGAGGAGGAUGAGGAUGCGGACGUCCCCCCCCACCCCGGGGACACCGGCAGGGACAGGGAUGGGGACGGCGAGAGGGAGGAGGGCCCGCGGCUGGACCCGGAGCUGGUGCUGAGCCGGGCCGAGGGGUUCCUGCUGCAGCUGAAGGCAGCGCCUGACCUGCCCCCGGCGCUGCGGGAGCUGCUGGGAUUGGGGGGGCCCCCCCCGAGCCCCCCCCGGACACCACCGGCGACCCCCCCCCCAGCACCUUGAUGUGGGGUCGUGUCCCCCCCCCCGUUGCUGCUGGAGGGGGGGCCCCGAAAGUGGGGACCCCCCCUUUGUGCUGCAAUAAAGGUGUUGGUGCCCUAUAGACCCCCCUGAAA